This is a messenger RNA of Anguilla anguilla (European eel), 4829 nucleotides long. Its product is annotated as transmembrane protein 131-like. The coding region runs from base 39 to 4658 and encodes 1539 amino acids. The transcript has 34 exons. NCBI's taxonomy places the organism in Eukaryota, Metazoa, Chordata, Actinopteri, Anguilliformes, Anguillidae. The record is from RefSeq and is a predicted model, not a curated record. Gene Ontology annotation, cellular component: membrane.
AGAUCGCACAGCAUAACAAGCAAGCGGAGCAGAGCAGCAUGGCGGGGCUGAGGGACACCCAACAAGGCAGCCACCGCCACAGGAAAACAUGGAUAAAUCUUCUAUUUGGAAUUUUGCACCUUCUUUUGCCCUGCGUCCGUCAAGGAAGGGCACAGUCACAAGCUCUAGCUCAGAUGUCCAGCGUGGUGGAGGUUUGGCAGGCUGAAGAAGCUGACGUCAUUUUCCCCACUCAGUCUGAAGAAGAGCGGCACAGAGAAGGCUUUUCGCAAGAAGGGAGCUCCUUCUAUGUGCAGGAGAGUGGGAGGGCCCUUCGCUUUCAGCCGUCCGUUCUGGAGUUCGGGACGCAGCCCCUGGGACUGCCGCGAGCCGAAACCAUAUACAUAAACAACCCCAGCCAAGACCAGCCGGUCACGCUGCUGUCUAUAUUCACGAGCAGCGGGCAUUUUCACAUACCUUCGUUUCACAGAAGGGUUAUCCCACCUCGGGGAAAGGCCUCGUUUAAACUCAUAUUCCUUCCCACCGAAGAGGGAAACGUAGAAAACACGUUAUUUAUAAAUACAUCAUCCCAUGGCGUUCUCUCAUACCAGGUUUUUGGAGUUGGGGUUCACCAUGGACCCUACAAGGACCUACAGAUAAAACACAGUCAGCUAAUAUUUCCUCAUAUACAGAGUAUCAAACUGACACAAACUCAGGACGAGGCCUCGAACAUGACUAUUCUGGGGCUGCAGCUGGAAUGUAGUCUACCUAAAACCAGCUUUGGGCAUCCUCAGGGCUCCUCCUGCCUCCUGACGGACGAGAAGCUGGUGGUGAAGAUCAGCCUGUCGGAGAGAGGAGAGAAGCACACCGGCCUGGAGAGGUUCAAGCCUUAUGUAAUCGAGAAUAUCGUGGUGCUGUUCGAGAUAACAUCAGGAAGGAGCAGGUUAUGGGAGCCCAAGAUGAAUAUAUACAUGUUGAAUUCAGGAGGGAAAAAAUUAUACGUGAAGGACGUUCAGGUGCUUUCAGAAAUGGAGGGCAGCGUGGAAUUUCGCCAAGCCCCGCUGAGCACCUCGGCGUCCAACUUCACGCAGGUGGCAUCGCUGGUGUGCAGGGGAUCGUUACCCGAGCGUAAGACGGAGUUCUCCAGUCGCAUCAGCGCGCACGUAUUGGACAGAUCGACCUUAAAGACCUACCCCGCCUUCGACUUAACACACAGGCGAUUUGGAAAGAGCCCUCCCUUGUCGUUCCACGUGACGCGAAGGCAGAGCGGAGGAAACUAUGCAGAUCUGUGGCUGACCAGCGGCUUUGACUUCGCCUUCACUGUGAAUCACGCUACGGUUUCUCCAGACAUGGACGGUCUGUUAAAGGUUGUGAAUUUCAGCGGCCCGGCGACCGUGCCCUCGGGCUGCUGGAGGCUCCUCUCCCUGCACCUCGCCGGCGGGAAGGCGCCCGCGAACGCGCUCACCACCGCGGUCCUGCUGACCGACCUGGGCGUGCCGCUGGAGAUUCCUCUGCACGUACACUCCUCUGUCUCAAAGGGUGACCUGCCCUUUGAGGCUCGCGGGGAAUGCGGAAGUCCCUGUCAGCUCAGACUGUCCGACACAGCAGGUCGUGUGCAGUGGCAGGAGUCCCGCCUCUUGGAAGGCAGGGAUGACGACGCCUGGAGGGUGGACAGCACUCUGGCUUCUGAGCUCUACUCACACUGGAGGAAAAGCAAGGACCAGCACACCUGCAUGUGGCCGCGACUCUCUGCAGAUCCCGGCUCUCCUCUGGACUUCGGUGCGACUCCUGUCAACGAGAGUAAGUUAAAGUACUUCACUCUGAAGAACCCGUCUGCCUCCCCCGUUUCCGUGGAGCUGCUGCCACUCUCGUCUUACUCCGCCCCCCUGGAGGCUCUGGACCUGCUGACCAAAUGGUUUAAGAUGAACCCACGCUCCGUCAAUGUCUCUACAGCAGAGUUCACUCUUCAGACCGUAAAGCCUCAGGAGGGGCGGAGGGGGGCCAAGGCGAGGGGACCGGGAUCCGUGAGGGUGCAUCUCGGGCCGUGGGAGAGCAGGGAGAUCAGAGUGCUGUUCACCCCGGCCGAGCACAAGCCCGUCACAUCCCUCAUCCUCAUCAGGAACAACCUGACCGUGUUGGACAUGGUGACGGUGAAGGGCCACGGGGCCAGGGAGAUGCUGCGCGUGGGCGGGAAGCUGCCCGGGGGCGGAGCCUCCCUCCGCUUCAGCGUGCCCCAGUCCACGCUCAUGGACUGCAGAGACGGUGAGAGAGAAGGGCUCAGACCCGCAAAGCCCCUGUUUGCCAUCACAAAGAGUUUUAAACUGGAGAAUGCGGGAGAGCUCCCGCUGACCAUCGUAUCCAUGAAUAUCAACGGCUACAAGUGCCAGGGCUUCGGGUUCGAGGUGCUGGAGUGCGGAUCCUUCCAGCUGGACUACAACUCCUCUUCAGAAAUCAACAUCGCCUUUACGCCAGACUUCACCUCGUCCUGGGUGAUCCGGGACCUGACGCUGGUGACUGGACGCGGCUCCUCCUUCUCCUUCACCCUCAACGUGACCCUGCCCCACCACAUGCUGCCCCUCUGCGCCCAGGUGGUGCCCGGGCCCAGCUGGGAGGAGGCCUUCUGGCUCUUCACCCUCGUCUUCACCUGUCUCUCCCUGAGCGGCGUCUGCUUGCUGGCCUUCCGCCAGGCCCAGUACAUCCUGGCGGACUUCAGCACCCCGAGCCCCAGAGCCAAUCACAGCCCCCCGCUGCACCGGGACAACGGCUCCGUGGACACCAUCAGCCCCAACACCGCGAGCAAAACGAAAGGCAGCUGCAAAGCCUUCGCCGACACCUGCAACGCCUCGGACAAAGGCAAGGGAAAGGGGUCUCCGAGCGUCGCCGGGGGCCCCGCCCGAACCCCGCCGUCGUCGGCGUCGUCGAAGAAGGGCCCCUCCGCCCCCGCGCAGCCUCAGAAGAAGCACAAGGUGUCGGUUUACUACGGCAAGUACAAGGCCAGCCCCGCCGCCGCCGCCGCCGCCGCUGCCGCCGAGGAGGAAAGGGAAGAGCCCGCCCCCUGCGGGAGCGGGGGCGACGGCGGCCCCCCCGCCGCAGCCGAGCCCCCCACCCCGCCCGACAAGGAGGUCCGUUUCGAAGAAGAGGCCCGCGCGUCCGCCGGGGAGCCGCCGGCGGUUAUGUUUCCCGUGGAAACGCGCCCGGCGCUCCCCAAAGAGACGGCGGCGGCGGUCCCGGACGCCGGCCCGGUGACGUGCGGUCGGGCCGCGGGGCCGGCUGGCGAGGACGCCCCCGCGCCCUGGCUGCGAAGCCCCCUCUCCCGCCUCCCAGAAAGGAAGCUUCCGGAAAAGAGGGAAGGACCCGUGUCAGAGGUGAGAGAGGACUCCGAAGCUCAGAGGAGGCCCGUGGGCAGAGUGGAGCUGGGAGACUCCGCCCCUAACAACAAGGGAAAGAAGAACGGCAACAAAAACCGCAGGAAGCCAGAAGAGGGCGUGGCUGGUGUCCCCGAGCACACCGUGGUAAUGUUACCGGAGAAGAACCGGGCGCUGGAGUGGAGGGAGAGCAGGAACCCCAACCGAUCCCGAAACCGCUGCUCCAGCAGGAAGGCCGACGGGCCCAAGUUAGCGAUGGGCGCUAACCAGGACUGCUCUCCCGCACAGCUUCAGAACGGCGCGUGCCCGGGCCGGCCGCGGAGGAGGGGCGCCGAGCGCAGGCCGCAGUGGGAGUCGGGCUCCGACUCGGGCAGCUCCUCCGGGAGCGCGCCCGCCGGGCGGGGCAGCCGGGGCAGCUGGGGCAGCUGGAGCAGCGCCAGCAGCCUGGAGGGCGAGAAGGACCACGGCGCCAGGGCCCCCUGCGCUACCUCGGCCCCGCCCAAUAAAAGGGAAAGUGUUCAACAAAUCGUGUACCCCAUCGAAAGAGACCUGGCGCCCACCUGUAGCGGCAGGGCCCAGAGCAUGCAAAACCUGUACCAGAAGGACCCCUACCAAGUCCCGGACCCCGCCCCGGAACCCGGCUCCGCGCCGAGCUUCGCCGCCAUGGCCGCCUGCAGAGAGAGACCGCUCGGCGUGCCGUGUGUGACAGAAGAGACGUGGGCCCCCCCCUCCGUGCCGCUGAACACUGACCUCAGGCACAACGCAGCCCAGACUCUACCGCUCCUACCUCCGGGAUCCCCCUCAGGUUUCUACCACAGCUUUCCCUGGAACAGUGUUAACAGCAAGUGCACCAGUGCCUACCCUUACUGUGAGCCAAGCAGCUACAUGUUGGGAGCACAUUCAGAUUUCCAGAAUGGUUUCCUGUGCCAAGAAAACCCAAAUGUGUCAUACAGCCCCAAGUCCUGCUGGAGUGAAGAUCGUGCCCAAGAAAUGCCCUCCGUGUGGGACAGCACUGGUACCAUGGGCACCAAGCCCUUCUUUGGCACCAGAAGCCUGUCUCCAAUGUCCGGCUUGUUCGGCUCUAUCUGGACCCCACAGAGCGAGCCGUACCAGAGCCACCUCCAGCCGGACCACGCCGUACCCCCGCCCCCGCAGGCCUCCGUCAGCAGGCAGCCGGGGGGCACCCACAGGCCAAAGCAGUACUCCACCUUCAACCCCUUCGGCCCCCACAUGAACUUAGACAUUUGGAACUCCUCCUCGAACCGCAGUUCAAACUCCCAGCUCUCCAGCGACUCCGGAUACUGUGCCGAUAUGUAAACGAGAAUGUGCUUUUAUCAAUAAAAGGAAAUAAAUGUGAAUGUUUUAUUUUUUAUUCUUCCCGUCUCCUCCCCCAAAGUUCAAUGUUGUGCAAAGUUGGAGCAUUAUUGUAUAUUUUUAUAGAUGUUUUACAGAUUUAACUAUAGGAAAAAUAAAUGGUUUUGUACUUGA